CACAGAACAACGUCCCCGCAGUUCUUGGUUGCUUUUUCUGCUGAGCAAGCAAAAGGUUAUUUCAGUUACAGUUAGGUUUGCCGCAGCUUUGUUUCUCCGGGUCCUUGUGUGUCUAAAGUAUUGCAACUCCAUUCCAUAAACCUCGUCAUGGGACAGUGUUACCCUAAGUUCUUGCAGAAUCAAAAUGACGGAGGAGAUUCUGAUCACCAUGUUGAAUUUGCGGGUGGGAACGUACACCUCAUUACUACCAAAGAAAGCUGGGAUCAGAAGCUGUCAGAAGCAAAUAAAGAUGGCAAGAUUGUUCUUGCGAAUUUCAGUGCUACUUGGUGUGGUCCUUGUAAGAUAAUGGCACCAUUCUAUUCGGAAUUGUCCGAGAAACAUCCUUCUAUCAUGUUUCUGUUGGUUGAUGUGGAUGAGCUAACUGAGAUGAGCACAUCAUGGGAUAUUAAAGCCACCCCAACUUUCUUCUUCCUCAGAGAUGGCCAGCAAAUCGAAAAGCUAGUGGGUGCCAAUAAGCCUGAGCUUCAGAAGAAGAUCACUGCAAUCCUUGAUUCAGCCAACCCUCGUUAGACAUGGAUUUGUAAUCAGUGUGUGCAUGUGUGUGUGUUUGGGAUCCUGUUCUUCAGCAGAUGCAAGUUGACCCUUUUCUUUUGCUUUCUCUUGUUGUGAUUAUUCUGACUCCCACUUCGCUUGGGAUGUGUAUACAUGACUGCAUGAGUUUGUGGAAAAAUGUUUGUAUUAUCUUCGACUCGUUCUGGUAUAAAAGGUGUCUAGUUCUCCGGUUGCGUCUAUUCUUCUCCCA
Molecule: messenger RNA, 802 nt
Organism: Rhodamnia argentea
Lineage: Eukaryota; Viridiplantae; Streptophyta; Magnoliopsida; Myrtales; Myrtaceae
Product: thioredoxin H9
Exons: 5
Coding region: 148-570 (140 amino acids)
Source: RefSeq, a predicted model, not a curated record